Messenger RNA from Saccostrea cuccullata (small rock oyster), 631 nucleotides. Its product is annotated as late histone H2B.L4-like. NCBI's taxonomy places the organism in Eukaryota, Metazoa, Mollusca, Bivalvia, Ostreida, Ostreidae. Gene Ontology annotation, molecular function: DNA binding; protein heterodimerization activity; structural constituent of chromatin. The record is from RefSeq and is a predicted model, not a curated record. Bases 64 to 441 code for a protein of 125 amino acids. Gene Ontology annotation, cellular component: nucleosome. The transcript has a single exon.
UAAGAACACAUUUCGCGCGUUUUGGAAGUCAUUUUAUGUGCCCAUAGAAGGGAGAACACAAGCAUGCCCCCCAAAACGCCUGGUGCAAGCAAGGGCUCCAAGAAAGCUAUAUCCAAAUCAACUAAACCACCGGGAGAUAAGAAGAGAAAAAGACGAAGAAAGGAAAGCUACGGAAUCUACAUUUACAAAGUUUUAAGGCAAGUUCACCCUGACACGGGAAUCUCAAGUAAAGCCAUGUCUAUUAUGAACAGUUUCGUUAACGACGUGUUCGAAAGGAUUGCUUCCGAGGCCUCCAGAUUGGCAAGUUACAACAAGCGUUCUACUAUCAGCAGUCGAGAAAUUCAGACCGCAGUGCGUUUGUUACUCCCUGGAGAAUUGGCCAAACACGCCGUCAGCGAGGGGACCAAAGCUGUGACGAAGUACACAAGUGCGACAAAGUGAGCAAAUUCGAACGGUGAUACCAACCCACACUGAAAUGUAAAUAACAUUCAUUCAUGAUGACAGUUCUAUUACAUUGUAUUUCACUGACUUGUUUGUACGUAGUUUUUGAACACAAACUGUCAUAGACAUUUAUGAAUCGUUUGAUUUGUUGAGUUAUUGAAAAAGACAAAUUAAAUUGUAAUUAGUGCAA